Messenger RNA from Mya arenaria, 6368 nucleotides. RefSeq lists its product as uncharacterized. Gene Ontology annotation, molecular function: protein binding; monoatomic ion channel activity. The record is from RefSeq and is a predicted model, not a curated record. The transcript has 6 exons. Lineage: Eukaryota; Metazoa; Mollusca; Bivalvia; Myida; Myidae. Gene Ontology annotation, biological process: monoatomic ion transport; transmembrane transport. Gene Ontology annotation, cellular component: membrane; cytoplasm; nucleus. Bases 277 to 4053 code for a protein of 1258 amino acids.
UCCUAGUUUAUUGGAUUUCAAUAAAUCCGAUCAAAAUAUUGACCUUAACUACAUGUGUACCAUGACAGGAACAAAUAUUGUGCAGUUUAAAUAUUAAUGAAAGGCUUCAUUGUAACUUUAAAACCUUUUGAAUAUAAACUAGUGUAAACAAGAAAAAAUGCUUAAUGAUCUUAGUUAUUGAAAUGAAACCAUCCGGAUGGCUUAGUAUAUAAUUUUGGGAAUAUUUCACAAUAUACUUUGUGACGUGUUUGGAUUUUAAAUAUCAGUUGAAGCCAGAUGAAGCUAGCGAGGCAGCGGAAGUCAGGGUUGCCGGCGCAAGCGGCGGCGGGGGAAGAUGGAGAUUUUGUACAGCUCCGAAUCGUCCGCGAGAGAAGAAAACCCCUCCUGGAAAUGAAGAGGCGACAGCAGGAGAAUGAACUCAAGGGUCACGCUAAGAAGGAUACAGCGGAUCCUGUGGACGGAGUCAUCGUCGAGGAGCACCAGAUGCUAUCCCGCGAUCCACCAAAGCCCCGCCCAAACACGGCUGCCCGUGUACGAGCCAAUGAGGAGGUCAGAGAUCAGCUGUUUGAUACGGCGGACGGCGGCGAUUUUAGUCAGCUACAAGCCAUAAUGAGUAAAAUUGGCUCACUAGAACAAGUUAACAAAUUACGACACCCGAAAACCGAUGAAAACAUUCUCCACUAUGCGCUAUCUAAUGAUAAAAAACAGCUGGCCAUGAAACUUAUGAACAGUUGCACGCCAACAUUUCUACUAUCACAUCACACCGUCAACCGUUCAGGCAUCAGCGGCAAAAACAACUCUUUGCAUAUCAUUACUGAGAAAAAUGACAUAGAAAUGGCAAAAUUCCUGCUAUCAAAAUUGGAAACAAAAGAACGAAAGUUGGAAGCCAUGCACUUAGAGACGGCGGUGGAUAUCCAAGGUCAAAGACCUAGAUUGUUUUCUUGUUUGCAUUUAGCAGCAUAUUACGGGAAUACUAGCUUAGUUCGGUUGUACCUAGACAACGGAGUAGAUGUCAACCACCUCAAUGGCAAGAAAGACACAGCCUUACUAUGGGCAGCGAGAUGGGGUCACAAUGAAGCGGUCCAUCUUCUGAUUGACAGGGGAGCAAACACGGAAGUUAAAAAUGACAAAGGAUCAACAGCACUGUAUUGGGCUAUCCGCUACGAAUUUCCAAAAACGGUGUCCAUUCUUCUCGAGAAAGGCAAAGCAAACCCAAACACUGAACGAAAACUUGGUCUGGUAGCUCCCAUUGUUAUUGCUGCGGCUUAUGGCAACGAGGAAAUUAUGUCAAUACUUCUUCAGCACCCAGAUAUUAACAUCGACGUCAGCAUUCGAGGUGGUGAAAUGGCUGUACAUCAUGCCGCCAUGGAAGGCUGCGGUAAAAUACUGGAAAUGCUCAUAAAUAGAGGUGCCAAAUUUGACGCUCAGGACGAAACUGGUGAUACACCUUUGUUGCUUGCAGCGAAAAGUGGACAUUAUGAAAUAGUGCAGGAUCUGAUAAGAAAAGGAGCAAACGUCAACCAUAGGAACCACGAAGGUCACGACGCUUGGUAUUAUGCCAUAGAAGAUGAAGAAGAUAAUUCGCUGUUGCAAAACUUAGUAAUAGCGACAAGGGGGCAGGAUAUGCUUUGGAGGCAUCCCCUUUGCAUAGCAGCCGCAAAUGGUAGAGCGGAUAAAGUGCAGUUUUUGCUUAAAAUAAACACGGAACCGAUGAGUGCCGACGCAGAUGGCAACACAUUUUUGCACCAUGCUGCUAUGAACGAUAAAUUCGAGAUCAUUGAGCAGUUUAAUAGCACUAUUUCAAUAAAUGUUCAAAACAACCGAGGAAACACGCCAUUGCAUAUUGCUUGCUACAGAGGAUUUGCAAAAACUGUUAAUGUACUUAUACAAUGCAAAGCAAAAGCUGAUGUGAAAAACAAUAAGGGCGAAACUGCAUUGCACGUUGCAGGUCAUUCAAAGCAUAUAUCAGCAGAAACAGUAAGGGAACUCGUAGAAUAUACCAUUAAAACACAUGCCUGGGAAAGCCUAAAUGCAAAGGACUUGGAAGGAAAUAAUGCCUUACACAUUGCAGGGAAGCAUGCAAAACCUGAAGUCUUAUGGGAGUUCCGAUUUGUGCGAUUUAAAGACCGUGAUAAAGAUGGCCUUAUUCCUUUGCACGAAGCUGUGCGACCGGGUCAACCUGAAGCUCUUGAAAUGAUGUUGGAUAUUUUUGAACGCAUGAAGCGUGAUGCUCGUAUUAACGAAAAAUCUUAUAAAAAAGGCGAAACUGUACUUCAUUUGGCAGCAGACGAAGGGCAUUCGAAGUGCGUGAAAAGGUUAAUUGCUCUCGGUGCGGAUCUCGCAGUCCAGGACUUCAAUGGAGAUACCGUUUUGCACAGACUUACAAAGGCAUGCGUUGAAAACAACAGAGACAGCAAUCGGCAUCUCGAAGUCAUGGAUGUGGUGUUUGAAAACAGCGUGAAAUGGUGGUGCAUCAAGAAAAAUAUCCCAUUUCCCGAAGAAGAAAACCAAGAAAUGUUGAUGUCACACAAAAGGGAUGCCACACUUUAUCUGAUAAAUGAUAUUUGUAACAAGGAAGGUCUUUCAGUGAUUGAUCAGGGGUUCAAAUCCGGGGUUUCACACGUUCUUUCACGUCUUCUCAUGAUGCCAAAUGUUACGAUGUAUGAAACAUCAGAUCCAUUUUCAUACACAUUUGAUGUAACCGGCUUAACUCCGAGAACAAACAACGCAUUACAAGGAUGUUGUGGAAGAAAUACUAGCAUCGCACCAUUAACAGAAAAGGACAUGUUAAGCAACACAAGUGAAUCACGUCUGUCUGGUGUGGAAUGGUUAAUCACUCACACAGCAAAAUCAAGAGCAGCUGAAAUUCUUGAUCUUCCUCCAAUUCGAGUGAUUGAAAAAUAUUACACAUCAAUGGUUGCAUGGACAUUUGCUUGCAUGAUGCUUGUCCACAUCGUUUACAUGAGUAUGUUAACAUAUGUUGGGAUAAAUCUGCUUGAAAAACUGAGAGUAAAUGAAGAAGCAAUAAACUCCUCUGAUCAAGAAACAAUACUGCUUUACGCAGUUAUUCCCAUUGAGCCAGCCCUCAUUGUGAUCUAUGUUAUGUCAAGUACGCUGCGAUAUUUCUUGACGGGUGAUAUAGACAGGCGAUCCAAAAUGAGCACAAAGAAAGGAUUUAGAAGAGUUGUGUCAAUUAUUGCCUCUUAUAUGUUCCUUAUAAUUUGCUUGAUUUUUUCUGGACUUGUUUUUGCGUGGAUCGGACUUUUUACCAGUAGAUAUUCUUACAAUGACUAUGUCUUUGCCGCUGCUGUUUGCAUCGGAUGGUUGCUGACCAUAUCGUUUACGCGUGGAAUUCGUGCAAUUCACUACUUUUAUCGUUUGCUGAUCAGCAUGAUUAUCAGGGAUGUCGUACGAUUUGUUAUUGUUUACCUCUUCGUGAUACUUGCGUUUGGCUUUGCCUUCCAUGCAAUAUUCCAGGUUUCUGCUGAAACAGUGGAGUCGUAUGGUUCAAUUUUCGAUACAUUAUUCCUGACAUUUAACAUGAUGAUUGGAAUGGGAGAACUUUUUGAUGGCACCUUCGAAUCAAACAUGGCUAUCGUUGGACGCUCUGCGACUUAUGCAAAAAUACUCUACCUUAUCUAUAUCAUUCUUUCAACAAUUAUCUUAUUGAACUUGCUCAUUGCAAUGAUGAAUGAUUCCUACUCGAGGAUAUUGAAGGAGAAUCAGAUAGCGUGGAGGAUUGAAUCUGUUAGUAUGGGUUUGGAAAUGGAGUCAUCAAUCGCACGAGCAAGGUCGUUUUCCAACGUAAAAAUCAACAAAGGAGACGUGGAUAGCAUUGUGCAGGGUAUUUCAUCGGAGAGAUGGUAUGUUGCAAUAAAAGAAAAAGAGUACAGAGAACGGAUGCGGGAGAAUGACCAUAAAUAUACCACGUAUGAAGAUGAGGUCAGCAAGCGUCUAGAUGACGUCGACACUCGUGUGGAAGAAUUGGAGAAAACGAUAAGCACGAAAUUGCAACACAUAACUAAUCUGCUUGAACAGAUUAAAAAGAAGUGAUAUUUUUAGAUAUCCGAUACUCAAUUUUGUGAAUUUUGGAUGCCUGGUGACUAUAUUCAAUUCGAUUUUUAUUAAAACAAAAACAGUAUUUUUUUUAUAGCAAAUACAUAAUAGAAAUACACGUGCAAGGCAUGGAUUUAGAUAUCAAUUGUUUUAACAAAUGAGCAGAACAUGUUUUAUGGAUACAAACUUUGAAAUAUUUACUAGUUUCUUAAGAUAUAUGCAAAAUGUUUAAAUUUUGAUAAAUGAACUAGAGAUUUAUUUGAAUUUUUAACAAAUUAGUUAAUAUUUGCUUUGUUGGCCAAGUGUAGUAAUAACUUUUAUAUAUUUGGCUCUUAAGCCUGCAUAUAUCAUGCAUAUUAGUAAAAAUAUGUAUUCACUUUCAAUCAUUCUUUGGUUGCAGUAUAUAUGCAUCUUUGAAAUCUUGAUAAAUUUACGAAUCUACCACGUUCAAUUUGUAGAAUAUGUGAUGAUGUCCUAAAUUUAGACAUUGCUUCUUUGAGUUUUGAUUCUUUUACAACCUUUAGGAAGAUUUCUAUGAGAAAUAUAUGUUUAAAUAGACAAUAUGUUUCCAGGCGUCCGGAGUUAUGUAUGGACAAUCUUAUAUUGGUUUCAUCUGAUAUAGUUUUAUGUAUAGAACAAAAGAAUAUGUAAAUGCUUUUUUACAAACAAGCUUUAUAUGGUUUAAGACGGUUGUUAUUUAGCCGAUCAUUAUAUUGCAAAGAAGCUGUAUAUGGCCGUGAACGACUGUAAUUCAGCAAAACAUUAAAACAAAAAGAAACUAUGCUAUGCCUUAAACAACAGUAAUUUAGCCAAUAUUAAAAACAAAAACACGCUGUACUUGGCAUUGAACGGUUGAAAAUUAGCCAAACAUAAUAACAAAAAACAAGCUUUGCUUGGCCUUGAACGGUUGAAAUUUAGCCGAUCAUUAUAACAAAAACAAGAUUUUAUUGGCCUUGAACGGUUGUAAUUUAGCCAAAUCUUAUAAAAAAAGAGCUUUAUUUGGCCUCGAAUGAUUGUAACUAAGACAAUUCACGUACGAUCUCGAUUAAGAAAAAGAACAGCACUAACUAUGAUCAUAACAUCUAUACUAUCUUUUCCGUCAAUUAGUUAACAUAUCAGUAACCAGCAAUCAAUACUCUUCAACAUAAUAUGGGGGUAACCAGUGACUCGAUUAAGAUAUCAGUUGAAUUUUACAUCUGAUACCUCAGUCCUGAAACUUAAUGUUACUUACGUUUUCAAUAUAUUAUACGUUGUUACUUUUUAAAGGGACUGUCUUACAGAUGAUAAAAUAGCGAAAAAACAAUAAAAUUGUCGGAUAAUGACAUAAACUUGGCAUCGAUGUGUACAAUGCAUUAAAACUUACUAAUUGAAGUACCACAUAGUUUACAAUUUAUUUAAGUUUAGCAGUUAUUUCGUAUGUUUCCAUUAAAAAGGAUUACUGGGUAUGUCUACCUGGUAGUAUUAAUUCCUUAUGCGUGAUUGGCUAGUCGGUGUUAUCACGUGAUAUUACCGAGGUAGGCUUAUAGCUUAAUUAUGUCACCCGUUCAGUGUAAACCUUGAUAGCUCAGUAGGGAAGACGCUGGUUUUUAAUUUUGGCGACGCGGGUUCGAACCCGGUAAGAUUCGUUAUAGAAAAAAUAAUUUGGUGCAAAUCUGUGAGACAGUCCCUUUAAAGGAGGUUUUAUUAUAUGUUUUUUUCAUUGGUUCAUAAAGAUUUAUCAGUGUAAUAAAAUUGAUAUUGCCCUGUUUGAAACAAUGGAAAUAUCAAAUUGAUAUUUCCAUUGUAUUAAAUGUUAAUCCACUCUCAGUUCCAAAUCAAGCGUCAGCGCGCACAGGGCUUGGACACUAUUUUAACGAUGUAAAAAAUUCCGAAAUAACAAUACUUGCGCAUACCAAUAAACGCGUUUAUUUCUAAGAAUGUGUACUUAGAUACAUUUUAACCACAAUUUAAGGCAUAUGAUAAAAAUGUUGGUUUCAAUUUAAGAUAGCAAUAUAUUUCAUCUCGUGAAAACCAAAAGUGAUUAUUUCGCUCGUGAAUUAUAUCCUUUGGUGUUCACUCGGUGAAAUAUAUAACGAUCUUUCACUGAUCCAAAAAUCCAGUAAUAAAAUCCUUUCGCAUUUUCAUAUAUACCUUCUAUUGCAUUGCAAUAACACAUUUUGUUGUCCAUGAAUUCAUGAGAGUACUAAUUUGAUUGUGAUAUCAUUACAGUGCCAUAUAUGUAUUGCUCAACGUUUUAUGCCUUGAAAGUACAAACAAGAUAUUUUAAUUUAUAUUUUACGUAUCAAUUUCAGUAUUAAUAAACUAUAUUUGUA